CGAAGCUAAUCUCUUUUUCUCUCUCUCUCUCUCUCUCUUUUUAUAUCUUUUUUUUCAACUGUAUGGGAUUGAUUGAAUCGCUGGAUAAUUUUGUCCACGGUGGGCCAAAGCCUGAUUCUUAUGAACGCAAAAAGAAGUAUAACUUUGGUGAGGAAUUAGGUAGUGGAUCGUACGGGUACGUGAAAAAGGCAACUCGUAUUGAGGAUGAUAAGCAAGUUGCUAUAAAGAUCAUUCCAAAGUCUAAAGUCAAAGGUCAUUUCGACAUGGUUUAUUCGGAAAUGGAUGUCCUUGAAGGCCUCUCUCAUCCCAAUGUCAUUGGUUUUUAUGACUGGUUUGAAUCUCGUGAAAAGUUUUAUUUAGUUUUCGAAUUAGCAACAGGUGGCGAAUUAUUCGAGCGAUUAUUUGAAAGAGGAAAGUUUACAGAAAAGGAUGCUAUCAAAAUCAUGGGCUCUGUUCUUCGAGGCCUGGAAUAUCUUCAUAAGAAGAAGAUUGUUCACAGAGAUAUGAAGCCAGAAAAUCUCCUGUUCAAGACUCCAGAAGCGAACGCAGAACUCGUCAUUUGUGAUUUUGGUAUUGCCAAAAUUAUCAAUGACGCUGGUGCAGGUUUAAAGACAGUGUGUGGAUCACCUGGCUAUGUCGCUCCUGAAGUACUUUUAAAGAAGUCUUAUAGCUUCCCUGUGGAUAUUUGGGGUGUCGGUGUAAUUACGUACACAGUGCUUUGUGGUUACCAGCCUUUUCAAGGAGAGGAUAAUAUUGAAUUAAUGGACGAUAUUACACAUGCUCGUUAUGAAUUUCAUGAGAGAUAUUGGAGAAACGUUUCUCCUGAUGCGCGUGCAUUUAUUAGAAGGUGUCUCUCGUUGAACCCAGCCGAUCGACCCACCGCUACAGAAGCUUUAAAUCAUGUUUGGAUGACGGGACAACAAGCCAAGGAUAUUGAUCUUUUGGACACGGUGCGUGAAAACUUUAAUGCUCGUCGAACAUUUAAAAGUGCUAUUAGUGCUGUAAAAGCUAUGAAUCGUAUACGUUCACAGUCCCUUGUGAAAGAAGGAAAGAGAGCUGCUACAACCAUCUCUGCACCCACCACCGAAGCAGUGAGUAAUAUUACAGCUGGCGUAGAUAUUUCAAAGUCAAAAACAGUCCAAUAAUAAAAAAAAUAAUUCAAUUUCCGUUAUUUUUAAAAUUUAACAAUUUAUGGAAACUUUUUUUUUUCUUUUUUAUUAUUUUUAAAAAUGUACAAAAUUACCCAAGAAAACCAAGGCUUUCAAAGGUAAAAAUGGGUUGACAAAAAAUUUGGUUUUCUGAUUCCGUUUA
Mucor mucedo is the source of this 1311-nucleotide messenger RNA. Its product is annotated as kinase-like domain-containing protein. NCBI's taxonomy places the organism in Eukaryota, Fungi, Mucoromycota, Mucoromycetes, Mucorales, Mucoraceae. Gene Ontology annotation, biological process: cellular response to oxidative stress; protein phosphorylation. The transcript is spliced from 10 exons. The coding region runs from base 63 to 1145 and encodes 360 amino acids. Gene Ontology annotation, molecular function: calcium/calmodulin-dependent protein kinase activity; ATP binding. The record is from RefSeq and is a predicted model, not a curated record.